Molecule: messenger RNA, 3441 nt
Organism: Phytophthora nicotianae INRA-310
Lineage: Eukaryota; Oomycota; Peronosporomycetes; Peronosporales; Peronosporaceae
Exons: 5
Coding region: 1-3441 (1146 amino acids)
Biological process (GO): protein import into nucleus
Molecular function (GO): nuclear import signal receptor activity; protein binding
Source: RefSeq, a predicted model, not a curated record
AUGGAUUCCGACGACAGCGUGUGGGAGCCUGUCUCCGAAGGGUCAAGCGCAGAGUCAAGUACUGAAGAGGUUCAGGAUGGACUGUCGGACGAGGAGUCUCUGGAUGAGUUUGCUGAGGACAGAAGCAUCAAUUGGUGUGGCGAGGAUUUUCACGACAAAGUGGUCGGCUUAAUCCAGCGAGACAAAUGCGACGAUCGUUGCCUCCAGGGGAAGGCUGCUGAACUUGAGAAUUUCCUGCGCUCGACAUCAAACAUGACCGCCCAGGAGAAGAAGCAGAGCGUUCUGACUUCGUUGGCGAUGCUAAUGAAGACAGACACCGCAGUGCGGCGUCGGGGAACUGGGGAAAGACACGUUUUCACGUACUACCUGCCACUGAUAGGGCGUGUUUGCAGAGAGACAUGGUGUGCAGUCUACGAUGUUUCCACGGCAACUAUCACUCGCUACCGCUGUCAGAUUCAACGUGGCACCUUUUCCGUCAAGGUACACAAGGGUUUACUGAACAUGAACGCAACAAAGAUCGAAAUUCGCUGGUUGGUGAGCUGGUUUCGGUCGUUUGCCUCGAUCCUAGGCGAUGUUGUUCCCGUGAGAGUUCGCACACAGAAAACGAUCGAUGGAAACGUUCGCAAGCAGUACACGGACGAAAACUACACCCUGUUGCCUGCAUAUUUUACCUGGGAUCAGCUCUACACUGAGAUGAACGCCUACGUGCUCGAGAACGACCUGGACGUACGUGAACCCCGCCCUUCGACGUUUCGAAAGCUCCUGCAGCAGUAUUGUCCGACUAUUCGGAUCAGGUCUCCUCGUAGCAACGUUUGUGACUUGUGUGCUAUCCUGCACACACGCAUGCGGUCGUGUAUCACAGCGGAGCUUACUGAGGAGUUAGGCGUUCACACUGAAGCCGCGAAGGAGAUGAGGCUGGAGUACAAGAAGGACCUGGCAUCCGUGUCGGAGGAUCACGCAGUGAUCGUCAUGGAUUUCAGUCAAAACCUGACCUUUCCCAGCGUCGCCAGUACGCCGUCUCAGUGGUACUUCUUGUCUCUUGUGAACGUUCACGUCUUUGGAAUCUACUACGCUAACAAGGGAAUACAGUACAACUACGUCUACGAAGAAUCGGUUGCUGGGAAAGGAACGGACGAGGUCAACAGCAUGCUGUAUCACUUCAUCCAGCGGAUCGUGCUGGCGAACGGCCAUCGAAAACUCACUAUCUACGCUGACAAUUGCGGUGGCCAAAACAAGAAUAACUUCGUUAUUAAGAUGCUGCUGGCUUCAGCUCAAACUGGAGAACUUGAUGUCGUUGAGCUCAAGUUUUUCGUGAAGGGCCACACCAAGAACGCUGUUGACCGUGGCUUCGGCCUUAUGAGGAAGAAGAUUGCUAAGGAGGACGUGUGGACGGCUGAUCAGCUGCUCGAGGUUAUCAACGACUCCUCGUCUAGCUCGGCCCUUGUCCAUAUUCCCAAAGAGAACACGAUGAUGAAGUUCGCGAAGACGAACAUGUCGACCCCCAAGGCGCGCAAGUCAAUCAAGGUGGGGGGCAAUGUGGGCGUGCUCACUGGCCGCCGCAACCGCCAGGAGACUAUGCUGUCCAUCCGCAAGGCCAAGAAGGAGGACGCCUACGCCACGCGCCGCAACCUUAAGGCCAACCACCCGCCGGCCGCCGCACAGACCGCGAGUCGCAAGGAGCUGCUGCUCAACCUGGCCUCGCGCUCCCAGGCGCUGCUACUCGGCAUCCAGCGGCCGGACGCUUUGACCAGACAAAAGUCCAUGCGCGCCUUCGUGUACUUGCUGUCCAGUGGCGUACCCCCGCUAUUCGACGAGAACGACUCGCAGCACGAAGGCCUGUGGAGAACUAUCUUGGCCGCUCUACCCUCCUUUGUGGCCAUCCUGAACGAGGACCUUCCAGACGCCAAUGCUGUCCAGUUACACUCGGAUGCCGCGUUCGCGCUGCGCUUCAUCUCGUCCAUGGACAAGGCCGACGCCGUGAUCGCAUCCGGCGCCGUCCCCAAGCUCGUGCAGCUCUUCCAGUCCGGCAUCUCGGAGCUGCAGAUCCAGGCCGCCUGGUGUCUCGGUAAUAUCGCGUCUGCCUCGGCCGAGUGUUGCGAGGAGAUCGUCAAUGUCUGUCCCCCCAGCAUGGUGUUGCCCCACAUCCGCAUGGCCACGCCGUCCCUGCGACGUGCGGCCGUGUGGCUGCUGCGUAGUCUUGUGGAAUUCCCAGAAGUUAUGGAGAAGAGCGGCGUCAUGGCACCAGACACGAAGCGAGAGAUGAUGGAGGUGCUGGCCAGUAUCAUCCUCCAGCUCUCAAACGAAAAGGUGAGCAACUUCGUAUCGGCCAACGGCCAAGCAGGCGAGGCGAUCAAGUUCAAGAAGGCAGCGGCCAUCGCUCCGUGGCGGAUCUUUGAGAUCAACACGGGCAAGCCGGCGCCGAACGAUAUCGCCGUCGUGCGCUUCGUACGCGAAGUGGAUGAGACGACCGUGGAGGUCAUGGAUGUAGACGUGAACUUCGAGACUGGCGAGAACAUGGUGUUCAAGGCAAAGAAAGCAGACAUGCGUCCGCUGCAGGUUAUGGACGAUGCUAUUGGAGAGGAUGAUGAACUGGAAGAUGAAGAGAACGAUCUAUUGGAUGAACAAGUGCUUACGCUCUGCGAUAGCUGCUGGGCACUAGUGGAAAUGACGCUGCACAACAGCGACGUUGUCGGUGGCAUUGUCAGUGCCGGUCUGUGCCCGCGACUUGUGGAGCUGCUGUACAUUUCCCAGAGCAGUAUUAUCCUCGCGCCGGUUCUAAGACUAUUGGGCAACAUUGUGUCUGCCGAGAUCUCGUACUCCCAAGCCGUGAUCGAUGCGAAGCUCCUAGAAGUGAUCCCCAGUGUCAUGACCACAACCAGUCGUGCAGUGCGCGAGGAAGCGUGCUGGAUGCUGUCCAAUAUUGCUGGCGGCCAGGAGGAACAGGUAGUUGCUAUGAUGAAUGCUCCCGGUGUAAUUAAUGGACUGGUGGAGCAGAUGUCGUGGGCAGAGUACGGCGUGAAGCGUGAGGCCACUUGGGCCAUGUGCAACAUCAUCGUGCGAGCCAACGUCGAGUUCGUCAAGGAAGUCGUGCGUAUGGGCGUCUUGCAGUCGUUCUGUCCGCUGCUGGACGAGUGGGAAGACCCGAUGGUGGAGCUAGUUAUUCUAGAGGCGAUCGAGAGCUUGCUGCAGAAGGACCCGCAGGAAGGCCGCAUAGCUGUUGAGGAGAGCGGGUGUCUGGCCAAGAUAGAGGAGCUGUCUUAUGACCAGAACGACGACGUGAGCGGCAUGGCGUCGCAGCUGAUAGACACGUGGUUCGACAACGAAGGCGACGAAGUGGACGCGACGUUAGCGCCGGCCGUCGUGGGGUCCGAACAGACCGGCGAGGCACUCAACUUCCAGCCCGUGCAGAGCGACGUCCAGUUCAACUUUAACCAGAGUUGA